This is a messenger RNA of Bactrocera tryoni, 4032 nucleotides long. RefSeq names its product protein Gawky-like. Gene Ontology annotation, biological process: positive regulation of nuclear-transcribed mRNA poly(A) tail shortening; miRNA-mediated post-transcriptional gene silencing. Gene Ontology annotation, cellular component: P-body; nucleoplasm. Lineage: Eukaryota; Metazoa; Arthropoda; Insecta; Diptera; Tephritidae. The record is from RefSeq and is a predicted model, not a curated record. Gene Ontology annotation, molecular function: protein binding.
AUGCGUGAAGCGCUUUUUUCUCAGGAUGGUUGGGGUUGUCAGGAUGUUAAUCAGGAUACGAACUGGGAAGUGCCAAGUUCACCUGAGCCAACUAAUAAGGAUCCAUCUGCUGGGCCCACAAUGUGGAAACCCACUAUUAAUAAUGGAACUGAUUUGUGGGAGUUGAAUUUGUGCAACGGUGGGCAACCACCAAUUCAACCUGUUCAAAAAACUCCGUGGGAACAUACACCAUCCUCUAAUCUAGGUGGAACAUGGGGAGAAGAUGAUGAUGGUACGGAAAGUAGCAGUGUAUGGACUGGCUCAUCGAAUAAUCCUUCAACUGCAGGCACUGUAAGGGUUACUGGAAUAAAUGCGACAGCUGUAGGUGCAAAUGGACCUGGAAACAAUCCCCAAUGGGGUCAAACUGCUAUUGGCAUUGUCGUUGGAUCAACUAACAACACCACCGGAACGGUUUCUGCCAACAUUGGCAAUGCAUCUACCGUAGGUGGUGGCACUGGUGUCCCUGGUGUAAAUGUGCCCGGAAAUGUGAACACAGUGCAAGCAAGUGGUUCUAAUGGAAGUAAUUGGGGAGACUCUCGUGACUUGAAUAGUGGUGGCGUAACAAGUACUGUACCUAUGCGGGGCGUUGAUCCCCGCGAUCCAAUGCGUGGUACGUCAGCAGUCGAGACUCGUGAUUUGCGACUGAUAGAUCCGCGGGAUCCUAUACGUGGAGAUCCUCGGGGAAUUUCAGGACGUUUAAAUGGCACGUCAGAAAUGUGGGGCCAACAUCAUUCCAUUGCACACAAUCAAAUACCAGCAAUGAAUAAAAUAGUGGGGCCCGGUGUAGGCGCUUCCGUAUCUACCGGCGCUGUUGUUGCCGGUGGAAGUGUAGCUGGUGGCAUCGGACCUGGCAACAUUAAUGCCAUAAACCCUGUUGGUAUAAGCGGUAACGUGAACGCUCACUGGCCUUCUUCGGCGGUGGGUGGACCAAAAGAUAUAACAUCAAUGGCAGGUAAAGUUACUGGGAGGGAAGAACCGUCGCCACCACCGCAACGCCGCAAUAUCCCCAACUAUGACGAUGGGACAUCAUUGUGGGGACAACAGUCACGUAUACCGGGUGGGAGUGGUUCUCAUUGGAAGGAUAUAUCAGAUCCACUGAAUAGGCAUUUAACGCGAAACACUGUAGGCAAUCAGAAUACGACUAAUGCAAGCGGUAGCCUCGGCAAUAGCUCUGGCAAUGGGUUGGGCAAUAAUCCAGGCGUAAUAAAUGCGUCAGUCGUUGGCGGUAGUGCCAACAAUCCAAUAAGCAGUGUAGGUCCGCAAGGACGACUUAGUUUAGGUGCAGCAUAAACCGAUAAUUCUAUGUGGGUCCAUGCCAAUAACUUAAAUGUAAACUCACGUAACACCACUUUUUGGGGUGAUGAAGUUAAUCACAAUGUGGGCCCAAAUCCAGGCGUUAAUGGGAUGGAUGAUAAAACUAGCGCUGGUAUUGGACAGCUAGGCGUUAGUGUUGGUGUAGCUAAUUCUUGGAACGAUCCACCACCGUCUUGGAGUAAGAACCAAAAUAAAAUAGCAGGUAGUACUUCCGGUUGGGGUGCAAGUGGAAGUAGCGAUGGUACAGACUUGUCAUCUGACUGGAAUACUCACGCUGCCAUUGUUGGCAAAACUCAGCCAAAAAUAGGUAGUGUUAACGUUAAUAUUAGUAACUUGAACACAGAUGUGAUUAAACAGAGUAAACAGUAUCGUCUUCUUGUGGAAAAUGGCUUUAAAAAGGAGGAUGUAGAAUGAGCCUUAUUUAAUACCAAUAUGAACAUCGAAGAGGCUGCUGAUUUACUUCGUGCUCCUAUAUCUACAGAUUGGAGGCGACACGAAGAAUCCCUGGGUUCUUAUAGUGAUCACACAAACACUGGGGGCAAUUUUGCGGUACGCUAUCCCACAACGGCCUCUCAGUCUAAUAUGCCUUUCCCUCCGAAUAUGUUGAACAGUAUGAGCGGCAGCGGUGCAAGUGUUAGUGGUAAUAAUACAAAUCUAGCAGCGCUCAAUUCCAUACAAUCACUUCCAGUGCAAAAGUAUUUGAAUCCAGUAUCACACAACAUUAAUAUUGUCCCACAAGCUAUGAAUACUGCUGUUACUUUUGGUCCAGGGGUCGCUAAUGUCUCAGCGACUAUGAAUUCAAUUUCAAGUAGUGACAAUCAACCAUCUGCUCAACCGCUGCGUGUACUUGUGCAGCAAAUUCAACCAGCUGUUCACAGUGGAUACUUAUCUAGCCAAAUCUAUUCAGAACCUUUACCAUCCUCAAUGCUUGUACUUUUAUAUCAAUUAUUGACCAAUAUUAAGCAUCUUCAAGCGGCGCAGCAGUCUUUGACAUGUGCUGGCAAUAACCCCAAUAACUCCCAGAUAAGUUAUGCUAUUUCCAAAUAUAAGCAGCAAAUCCAAAAUUUACAAAAUCAAAUAAACGCACAUCAGGCGUUCAUAUUGAAACAAAAGCAGCAGCAGUCCAUACCACAAAAUACGCAACAGCACGCUACAACACAUGCCAAUAAUUCUAACAUGGAAUAUAUUAGGCAGCAUGAUGCCAUAAGUGUGUUACAGGGAAAUUUUUCGGAAACGAACUUAACUAAGCAUAGCGGCUAUCCGGGAGGUCCAAACUCACAGUCAAAACUUAUUAAUCAAUGGAAGCUUCCUGAGAAAGAUCUAACGUCAGAUAGCACAGAUUUUUCAAGAGCUCCAGGAACAACAAAACAAAAUUUAUCAGGUGCACCAGGCAGCGCUAUGGGACCGUUGGGCCUGCAAAACGAGGGAACUUGUUCGGCUGGACGAAAUAUUGGAGAUGGAUAGCCAGAUUCAUCCACUGAAAAUGAGAAUGAAGACUGGUCUGUUGCUCAGCCUACACCUGCCGCGACGUACACUGAUUUAGUUCAAGAGUUUGAACCAGAAAAACCAUGGCAGGGCUCGCAGAUGAAAAGUAUAGAGGACGAUCCUAGUAUAACUCCCGGUAGUGUAGCUAGAUCUCCGCUCAUUAACUCGACGCCAAAAGAAGCUGACAUAUUUGCGAAUCCUGGCAAAAGUUCACCGACUGAUUUGACACCGCUCAGUUUAUCGUCAUCUACAUGGAGCUUUAAUCCAGCAAUCAAGCUUUUCAAAGGUGACGAUAUACUCUUGAAGCCUGUUGCUACAGACCAAAUUCAACAUAGUACUUGCAAGCGUACCUCCGGCAAAAUUACUACGAUGCGUACUCUUAUUGAUGAUACACCAGCAACGGACAAAUUUAGCUACAUUCGUCGUAAAAUCAUCGAAAAUUUCGCCGAGAGUCAACAACGCCGUCUUCAACGUGUUUUGAAAGAGCUUCCACUGGGUGAUCCGAAGGCCGAGCCAGACGAUUUGUACAAUGAAAUGCGACGAACAGCAGGUACCACGCUCAGCGAGAGCAUACUACAUGAUCUCUGGGUCAGCCGCUUGCCACCGUACGCACAAGCAGCUAUCAUCGCCACUAGCGUUCCAAUUAGUGACAAAAUUAAAAUCGCUGAUUCUAUCACAGAAUGUUUAUCAUUGAAGGACGGUGGACAAAUUUUUGAGGUUAGAUCCGAAUCGCAACCGCAGGAAACCUACAAUUCAAAUAAUGGCGGAAGUGUUAUCGGAGGAAACAACUCCAUAUCUUCUGGUAGCGGAAAUAAUGCAGGGCCCUGCAAUACUGUCGCCGGUUCAAGUGGUGGUAAUGGCAGCAUGACGUCGCAUUUAGUCAUUAGCGGUACUGGCAGUAAUAAUGGCAAUGUAAUGAAUAGCGGUAGCACUGGGAGCAACAGCAACAAUGGAAACAGUCAGAGCCAGUCUGGUUCUGUUGGUCUAAGCUCGAGCACAGGCAAAACUAGUAACACUAAUAAUAUUGCAAGCGGAAGUGGGAGUUCAAAUGUUACAUCGAAUAAUAUCGUCGGUAGUAGCAACGCCGUAAGUGCAUCUACUUGGCGUCAAACACAAAAUCAGCCGAGACCGUCUGGUAGAGACGAAUAUGACUAUAUUUCACAAUAUGUUUGUUCCAUUGUAGAUGAUUAAAUU